UUUUCUCUUCUCUCUCCUUCCCUCCCUCUGCUCUUUACAACAUCCACCCAUACUUUCACGAAAUCUAUACUCAUUUAUAAUUUAUAAUCCCUCCUUUCUUCCUCCAUCUCUCCAUCUCCUCACUCCUCUCCAUUCUCUCUCUCCGUUUCUCGCACAAACUAUGUGCCUGCUUUAGUCUGGGGAGGGAGGCACCAGCGGGGUUCAUAGUUUGAUGGUUCAGCCUUGAAUCACAUGCUACAACCCUACCGCAUGACGAUGGCCGUCGCUGCUACCACCUCUCUCAAUGCUUCUGAAAAGAAGCACUGGUGGAUCACGAACCGUAAGAUUGUUGAGAAAUAUAUCAAAGACGCUCGCAGCCUCAUUGCGACCCAAGAACAGAGCGAGAUCGCCUCGGCUCUGAACCUCGUGGACGCGGCGCUGGCCAUAUCUCCACGCCUGGACCAGGCUCUCGAGCUCAGAGCCAGGUCUCUUCUUUAUCUCCGGCGUUUCAAGGACGUCGCCGAUAUGCUUCAGGACUACAUUCCCAGCCUCAGAAUGGCUGUCGAGGACUCGGGCUCUUGUUCUUCCGAUAGUUCGUCGCAGCAGCUCUCGAGGGAGGGAGUCAAGCUGCUGUCGUCUUCAGAGUCGUCGCCGGAUCAGAGUUUCAAGUGCUUCUCCGUCUCGGACUUAAAGAAGAAAGUGAUGGCAGGACUGUGUAAAAGUGGCGAGAAGGGAGGGCAAUGGAGAUACUUGGUGCUGGGUCAAGCAUGUUGUCAUCUUGGUCUGAUGGAGGAUGCGAUGGUGCUUCUCCAAACUGGGAAACGACUUGCUAGCGCCGCCUUCCGCCGCGAAAGCGUUUGCUGGUCCGACGACAGCUUCUCUUUAACAAACAUCCCCUUCUCCUGUGACGUAACCAACACCGCACCAUCCACUCCACCUCGGACACCUCUGACCGAAUUCGAGACCGUCACUCAACUCCUCAGUCACAUCAAGCUCCUCCUCCGCCGUCGCACUGCGGCACUCGCCGCCCUCGACGCCGGCCUCUAUUCUGAGGCCAUCCGCCACUUCUCCAAAAUCGUCGAUGGCCGCCGUGGCGCUCCGCAAGCCUUCCUCGCCGAAUGCUAUAUGCACCGAGCCUCUUCCUACCGUUCCGCAGGCAGAAUCGCGGAGUCUAUUGCAGAUUGUAAUCGUACACUGGCUUUGGACCCCACUUGCAUUCAAGCUCUUGAUACGAGAGCCGCCCUUCUAGAAUCCAUUCGAUGCCUGCCUGAUUGCCUUCAUGAUCUUGAACACUUGAAGCUUUUGUACAACACAAUCUUGCGGGAUCGCAAGCUUCCUGGCCCUGCUUGGAAGCGUCAUAACGUUAGGUACAGAGAGAUUCCUGGGAAACUCUGCGCUCUCACGACGAAAAUUCAAGAACUGAAGCAAAGGGUGGCUUCAGGGGAGACCGGUAAUGUGGAUUACUACGCUUUGAUUGGACUGCCGCGCGGUUGCUCACGAUCGGAGUUGGAGAGGGCUCAUUUGUUACUCUGUUUAAGGCACAAACCAGAUAAAGCUACCAGCUUUAUUGAUCGCUGCGAGCUUGCGAACGAACGUGAUCUUGAAUCGGUGAAGGAGAGAUCAAAAAUGUCAGCAUUGUUAUUGUACAGAUUGAUUCAGAAAGGUUACGCAAGCGUGAUGGCUACGAUCAUGGAUGAAGAAGCCGCCAAGAAGCAGAGGAAGAAGGCUGCUGCUGCUGCUGCUGCUUUGCAAGCUGCACAAGCAGCAAUACAGGUUCCCGAAAAAAGUGGGUGCAGAACGGAAUACGAGGGAAAGAAAUCAGAGAAAACAGUUUCUUCGUCGACUGUAAAUCCUUCUGUAUUCCAGGGGGUGUUUUGCCGUGAUCUUGCCGUUGUUGGGAGCUUACUUUCUCAAGUUGGAUUCAACCGUUCUAUUCCAGUGAAGUAUGAGGCGCUAAGCUGCUGAUUCAGUUGAAAGUCUUCUAGUAUGGUUGUGUUUGUGCAGGCAGUGUGCGAGAGAGAGAUUCAAUCUUAACAUAUGCAUGUAUCAUGAAUGUACAGACACGAAGCAAGAAAUGUUCUCACGAUUCACUUGCGCAAAAUAGAAAAUUUGGGGCCCUUGGAGAUAUUACAGGCAGAGGAUUCUCCUGAUUAUGCAAUCUGGUUCGUCCACUUGAUUGUAAAAAAUGAAAAUUUAGGCUGCUGGAAAAUUUUGCCACCUUUCUCUCUUUUAUCUCUCCUUUCUUAGUCAUCUUUAUUUACCACUUGUACAGAAUAUCAGUACUUAACACUCGCCGUGAUGAAUAUGGCGCUUCUCUUGGCUCCUAAAUUUCGCGUUCAGAAGUAAUUCAAAAUCUGGGAUAUCUUUCGGGCUUCGGGUGGGAAGAUAUGGAUUCUUUAAUGAGGACCAGCGCAUGGAAAAUGUGGCAUUAGUGUUGCAGCCUUGUAGUUGUAGGUGCAGAGGAAUAGGUGCUUGGCUUGGCGUUUUCUCUUUGGUUCAUUUGUGGGAGCAUUCAAUUUUUGCCUCGUUAAUUAAUUUAUCCAUGAAACUGGCUCUUAUGAGUUAUGACAUUCCAUUGGAUUCUUCAUCCUCUGUUUUCACUUUCAAGUAUCAUGAACUCGCUGGCAGGGUUGCCUUUUUGAGCUAAAACCAGUGUUAUGGUUCUAUAUCCGGUUCCCGCUAAAUGAUGAUGCAGACUGGACGGUUAAAAAAAUACUCUGGGUGUGGGUAAAAGCACAGCGUCGACUUCGGUAACUGAGUCUUCAGGGUGUAGUUGUAUGAAUGACUUGCAAUGAGUUUGUGUGCCUGAGACGAGUUGAGCGUGGCCUGGAUGUAGUGGAGAAAACUGAUGAAGUCUGCACAGGGAAAAGGGCUUGUCAGGGCCUUUUUCAUCACAGGUCUCUCUCUCUCUCUCUCUCUG
This is a messenger RNA of Prosopis cineraria, 2899 nucleotides long. RefSeq lists its product as uncharacterized. NCBI's taxonomy places the organism in Eukaryota, Viridiplantae, Streptophyta, Magnoliopsida, Fabales, Fabaceae. The record is from RefSeq and is a predicted model, not a curated record. The transcript has 3 exons. Bases 232 to 1944 code for a protein of 570 amino acids. Gene Ontology annotation, molecular function: protein binding.